GGAAAUUGCAUAAGACAGUGGCCUGGUCCCGGGGUCUGUUGUGGGGAGGCUGGGAAGUAGAAGAACGCUCUGGCCUCCUCCAGCAUGUCGGCCAAGAGGGCAGAGCUGAAGACAACAGACCUGAGCAAGAACUACAAGGAAGUCUGCCUAGAAUUGAAGCCAGAGCCGACCAAAAUAUAUGAAUGCAAAGGAUUUCAACAAGAAAGGUCUUCUUCCAAAACAAGGGGGACGCAGGAGCUCAAGAAUGAACUCAGGGAGGUGAGGGAAGAGCUCAACGAAAAAAUGGAGGAGAUAAAACAGAUCAAGGAUAUAAUGGACAAGGAUUUUAAUAAGCUUCAUGAAUUUGUGGAAAUUAUGAAGGAGAUGCAGAAAGAUAUGGAUGAGAAGAUGGAGAUUUUAAUGAACAUACAAAAGAACAACAAGCUUCCCCUUAGAAGAGGACCGAAGGAGCAGCCGGAACUCAGGCUGAUGGGAAAGACGGACACAGACCCCCAGCUCAGGCCCAAGAAGAUGAGCGGAGCUGAUGGAGCGCUCUUUGCUCUUCACAAGAAGACGACAGUGCCACAAAAACCAAAACAGGACUCCCUGGAUUCCCUUCACCGAUGUGGGACCUGCUGUGAGAAAUGUUUGUUGUGUGCCCUAAAGAACAGCUACAAUCAGGGGAAGCUUUCACGCCAGGUCUGGGCACCAUUUUCAUCCUUGUCUUCUGGAGCUGCCUUCUGAUUUACCUGUACCUCAACCUUGGUGACAUCGAGUAUGUGCUUCCAACAUAGUAUGGCCAUGGAACCCACAAGCAGCUCUGAUCCAUUCAAUCCCCACCCCCAAGCUUCACCGUAAGGGCUUG
Carlito syrichta (Philippine tarsier) is the source of this 844-nucleotide messenger RNA. It is a transcript of the gene TEX35, whose product is annotated as testis expressed 35. Bases 85 to 723 code for a protein of 212 amino acids. NCBI's taxonomy places the organism in Eukaryota, Metazoa, Chordata, Mammalia, Primates, Tarsiidae. The record is from RefSeq and is a predicted model, not a curated record. The transcript has 9 exons.